AGUCAUCUCCGAAUUUCAGCUGAUCGUCAGUCAUCGCUGAGCAGUGGCGAAAGCAACAGCUCAAUCCGAAGCACUCGGCAAGAUGAUCACCCGUAGGUCUUUGCUGUUUUUGUUUGUGUAUGUUGCGGUCGGUGUUCGGUGCGGUAAUGUAAUCGACAGUAGUGAUAACACUAUCGACGAGAGCGUUGCCGUUGAGGUGGAAAUAGCCAAAUAUGAGGCGGAUUUUUUGCAGGAGUUCGACCACUAUCAGUCCACGGGUCGAAAAACGUCCAACUUCGAUCGUCUGUUGGACAUGAUCAAAUCACCCGACAUCAAGGUCACUCUCGAUCGGAUGCCACACACUAAGAACCCCAAAAUCUGUUUGACUUGUCUAUCGUCAAGCUAUACCUUCAUGGAGAUCUACAAACGGACUGAAAAGAAAGAGAAGGCCCUGCUGGUCAAACUAGCUCAGGACAUUUGCCAUUUGUACAGUUUGAAACCUUAUGUUUGUGACGGGUUAAUUGCACUGAAUGCCGAUAUGAUGAUGUUUAUCUUGGGGCACCUUGAUGAGUUACCUUCGGCUGAGCGAGUAUGCGCCGUAGCUUAUCAAGGCGAAGACUGCGUGCUGGAUAGACCUUACAUCCUUUCCGAUCGAUAUCCAAAAGUGAAUAUCAGUUCGUCUCAAAACGUUUUGAAGACAUCCAAGAGAGCAUCGAUCCCAUCCAACAAAGAACCCCUAACGAUCAUUCACCUCACAGACAUUCACUACGAUCCAGAGUACGUAGUGGGUAUCAACGCAGACUGCGCCGCGGGAGCUUGCUGUCGACACGUUCCUGAUCUGGAACCAGCCGAUUCAGCCAACGCAGCCGGUUUUUGGGGUGACUACCGAGACUGCGACAGUCCAUGGCACGCCGUGGUAGACGCCAUGGAACAGAUACGUACGCAGCACCCGAAAAUCGACGCCGUCUACUUCACGGGAGACAUCAUUCACCACUUCACGUGGAACACUACAGUCGCGUCCAACGAGGAAUCCAUGCGGCAGAUUUUCCAACUCCUGAAAGAACGCUUCGUGGACAUUCCGCUGUACCCCAUCCUGGGUAACCACGAGUCGGACCCUGCCAAUCUGUACGCGCCGCAUCAUGUCCCGGCCAAACUCACGUCCGCAUAUCUGUACGACUUUAUCGCCGAACAGUGGGACGAUUGGCUUCCGAAAGAAGUGAACCGGUCAACGAUAGCCGACGGUGGCUACUACACGGUUCUGAGCCCCCUAGGGCAUCGAAUCAUCGCUCUGAACAACAACUUCUGCUACGUCCACAACUGGUGGCUGCUCUACAGCGACAUCUACUUCAUUCGUCAGCUUCAGUGGCUUCACGAUACCCUACAAGAGUCGGAAAAAUUGGGUGAAAAGGUUCACAUUCUAGGGCAUGUGCCGUCGUACGACAACUACUGCUAUAUUGGCUGGACUAGAGAGUAUCGUAAGAUCGUGGAUCGGUUUGCUCACGUAAUCGAGGGGCAGUUCAACGGGCAUUCGCACGUGGACGAGUUCAACGUGUACUACCGGAGAGAUGAUCCAACGGCAGCGGUGAAUGUGGCGUGGAAUGGGGGUUCAACGACGACUUUUACACAGCUGAAUCCCAACUACAAGGUGUUCUACGUGGACCGGGAAAGUUUCGAAAUCCUCGACCACGAAACCUGGAUCUACAAUCUCACCGAAGCGAAUCAACAUCCGGACCGUAAACCACUCUGGUUCAAGGAAUACACCUUCAAAGAACACUUCGGUCUAACCGACCUGAGCCCGAAAUCGCUGGACGCCUUGCUGCAGAAACUGGCCCAUUCCGAAGCGGACCUGCGCCAGUACUGGAACGUCAAGCAGAAGAACUCCGACCCGAUGCUUUCCCGGGGCUGUGAUAAAACCUGUCUACGGGAUGCUCUCUGUGCCAUAGCUCGAACCGAAUACUCGGAUGAUGCCGCCUGUGAGCGGCUGUUGGCCCAACCCACUGAUGCAUAAAGACCGAUGACGUCAAAGUUGUACACUAAAAUUUAUAUUUUCAUUGUUGCUCUCUUUCUUUACAUGUUUAAGAUUCUACUCUUGGAUUGAAUUUAGCUUCUUAUUCUAGCUUUGGUAUGAGUGGCUCUAUAUUGUGCAUCAAAUAAAUAUCGGCUCUUGUUUUCUUUUGUUU
Aedes albopictus (Asian tiger mosquito) is the source of this 2159-nucleotide messenger RNA. RefSeq names its product sphingomyelin phosphodiesterase-like. The record is from RefSeq and is a predicted model, not a curated record. The transcript has 3 exons. Gene Ontology annotation, cellular component: lysosome. NCBI's taxonomy places the organism in Eukaryota, Metazoa, Arthropoda, Insecta, Diptera, Culicidae. Gene Ontology annotation, molecular function: acid sphingomyelin phosphodiesterase activity. Gene Ontology annotation, biological process: sphingomyelin catabolic process; ceramide biosynthetic process. The coding region runs from base 83 to 1987 and encodes 634 amino acids.